Messenger RNA from Halichondria panicea, 1307 nucleotides. RefSeq lists its product as uncharacterized. The record is from RefSeq and is a predicted model, not a curated record. Bases 383 to 1168 code for a protein of 261 amino acids. The transcript has 7 exons. Lineage: Eukaryota; Metazoa; Porifera; Demospongiae; Suberitida; Halichondriidae.
UCCACGAUCCUGCUACUAAUACCCAACACAUGCACACACUGUCUUAGUUAUCCACCCCCACCACCCACACACACCACACACACUAGAUGACGAGGCAAAGAAGGUAGCCUCACAGGCACAAGCAGACGCUCGCUGGAUCAUAAGAAACACAAAGCCUUGUCCACACUGCAGAGCUCCAAUUCAGAAGAACGACGGAUGCAAUCACAUGACUUGUAAACAGUGUCGCCAUGAUUUCUGCUGGGUGUGUCUUGAUCCCUAGAGUCUACACAAUUACAGAACUGGGGGAUACUUUACUUGUCCAUUGACCCCUCUCCUUCGUAACUGCAAUUGGUUCACGGCUCAGGAGAAGGCCAACACGACGGUGGAGGGGUCCAGAGGAGACAUGGAGGCUGCCUAUGUUAAGAAAGCUACAGAGGACCUUCAGUUGCACACUAAGAGAUUCCAGCAUUAUUAUGACAGAUACAACAAUCAUCUACACAGUCUGGAUAUUGAAAUGAAGUUGCUUCAAGAGUCGACUGGUAAGAUGAGAGAACUGGAAAGACUCGGACUGGCUCUCGACAAGAAAGUGGCUCGGGUCAAAGGUCAAUCUGAUGCCACCAUUGGGGUGAACUCUCCUCUCACUCCACAAAAGAAAAUCAGUGUUUUCACAACUAGAGAAGCGAAAAACUUUCUCGACGAUAUUUUCCGAAUUCUGCUGAGAGCGAGGAGAAUCCUGUCAGCCUCGUAUUGCAUUGGAUACUUCAUCCCUGAUACAGAUGAGGAGGCCCUGGGGGCACAUAAAGUAUUGCAGGGCAAACUAGAAGAAGCAGUGGAGGUUGUCUCGGAGAUGGUCAAUAGACAAUACCUCCAAACACCACGCUCUAAAAUGAACGAAGCCGCUGGAAACGUCGACUACCUUUGUAGCGAAUAUCUCACCGAAAUGUUCGUGGUUGCGACAAUCGCCGAUCUGGCAGUAAAAGAAGCAGAAAAGCCUCCACCUCCGCGUGCCACCCUGCCCACUCCACGGGAGGACAGCCCGCCCCCUCGUAUGGGGGUGAUUCCCCUCGGCUUUGGACCAGACGUUCCCGACCAACCGGAGAGAGAGGCGCUUCCGUUUGAUUGGUCUAUUGAAUCCCGAUGGAACAUUGCAUAUUUUACGAGUACCAGAAGAGGAGUUUCAAUUUCUUAGGGCCCCAGCAGACUAAUUAGCGUUAUGUGAAUGUACUUGUGAACUACAUGUAUAUAAUAAUUAUGAGUAAUUUGUUCAACAAUUUAGCUGUGUGUGUGUAUGUAUAAACAUGUUAUUUUUCAUGUUGUUUGCACAGUCA